AUGGCUCGCUCUCUUCUCUUUCUCGCCUUCCUCCUCUUCUUUCUCGUUGUCUCCGACUCCAAUUCCGACGUCGAAUACUCACCCCCUGAAAAGCCUAACCUGAGACAUCGGUCCUUGGUUCUGGUAAAUAUAUGGUGUCUGAUUGUCGUGUUUGCUGGGGGAAUAUCCCCGUACUUUCUCAGGUGGAACGAGGGGUUCUUGGUGCAAGGGACGAAGUUGGCCAGCGCUAUGUUUCUGGGAACUGGCAGAACUGCUAUGAUGCAUUUGUUGAGCGAUGCUAACCAAUCUUUUGAGGAGUUGAGUGGUGAAAAAUACCCGUUGGCGUUCAUGCUCAUGAGUUGUGGCUACCUGCUGGUUAUGUUUGCUGGUUGUGUGAUUUCUUUUAUUUCUGGGAAGCACACAAAUGGGGGCUGCUCUGAUAAACCCACCGUCGAUCUUGAGCUCCAAGGAAACGCCGAGGGUGGAAAUUUAAAUGGACAAUCAGAGUUGCAGAAGGUGAUGGAUGAAACCGAAAACCAUUAUUUCUUGACACUCGGGGACAGCCUGCUUCUGAUAUUCGUGCUGUGUUUCCAUUCAGUCUUUGAGGGGAUCGCCAUUGGAGUUGCAGGAGACGCCAAAGCCGCCGGUGAUUGGAAGAAUCUUCUGAUGAAAAUCUGGUUCCAGAAAAUAUUUGGCGCAAUUGCAAUGGGAAUAGCACUGGUGAGAAUGAUCCCGGAUCGCCCGCUCUCGUCCAGCAUAGCUUAUGCAUUAGCAUUUGCCAUUUCCAGUCCAGCCGGCGUUUCCAUUGGGAUUGUGAUCCACGCCACAACUCAAGGCUCUGUUGCGGACUGGAUUUAUUCAAUCUCAAUUGACCUUGCGUAUGGAGCUUUCAUAUUCAUUUCCAUUCACCAUCUGCUCUCCAAGGGUUACGGGCCUCAGCCGCCGGUGGCCGUGGAAAAGCCUUAUCAUAAGUUCCUGGCCCUUCUUCUUGGCAUCGGAGUCAUUGCACUUGCAAACAUCUCAUCUCAUCUGCGCCCAGCACCUAGUAGAACUCUUUCCAAAAUGCAUUUUGGUGUACGUACUCACCGAAUUACUGCUCAAACCGAAGGGGUCUCCACUGCAACAGACAUAGGGGAUCACCACCUCCAUUUUUCUCCAUAUCCUAAGGUCUCUGCUCUGUCCACUGCAUCUCAUAAUCAUGCCAUUGCUCUUGCCAAUCAAGCAAAUGAAAAUAUCCCACCUAGUAACCCUACUAAUCCUCUUGCUGCUGAGACUUCAUUUGUUAGUACCCAAUCCCAUACUCAUCUGGGUCAGCAACAAGACUCUGUUAUGGUGGCACAGAACCCAGGAGCACUGGACCUUCAAUAG
Molecule: messenger RNA, 1347 nt
Organism: Ipomoea nil (Japanese morning glory)
Lineage: Eukaryota; Viridiplantae; Streptophyta; Magnoliopsida; Solanales; Convolvulaceae
Product: zinc transporter 2-like
Exons: 3
Coding region: 1-1347 (448 amino acids)
Biological process (GO): zinc ion transmembrane transport
Cellular component (GO): membrane
Molecular function (GO): zinc ion transmembrane transporter activity
Source: RefSeq, a predicted model, not a curated record